AUGACCUCCACCGAACUACCGUCGGAUUCUCAUAACCACCGGACCACCUACACUCUUCUCCGAUUUUCUUGUCUGCACCUCCCUCCGCUUCACUCAUCCCUUCACCGGAAACCACUUUCUUCUACUUUCAUAGACCUCAUUUCCUCCAUAAUCUCCAAACUUUCCCAUCCUCAUAUUCUAGUUUCUCCUCUCAUAAUUGCCAUUUCUUCGUUGGAAGACGAUCCCCUCGCCAAACAAACGAAAGCCAAAGGUAGACGACUCUGCGCAACAAAAGCAUGCGGAAACCCUAUUACUGUAGAAAUCGGUGAUUGCUGCAGCCACCUGAAAAUUCCUUUUGCUGUUGAGCUUGAUAAGGCAUAUCCAAGGGACUUCAUGCAAGUAGGAAGGGUGAGGUUCAUUCUGAAAUGGUCGGAUGGAAGUUUAUACGACCAAGCUAUCUCAUCUAAAAAAUACCUGAUGCUUCAUGUUGCUGAAUUGGUUCCAAGACACCCUAGUAGGGUAAAGAAACAAGUUCCUGCUGCCACCUCAACCACCGGACCUUCUAAAUCUAGAAAAGGUGGCAACUACUGA
Messenger RNA from Lactuca saligna, 570 nucleotides. NCBI's taxonomy places the organism in Eukaryota, Viridiplantae, Streptophyta, Magnoliopsida, Asterales, Asteraceae. The record is from the annotation of a GenBank genome assembly.